AUGCUCUUCGAGCAUGGCAUCGAGCUCGGCCGUGUUGAGACCAUCUCCGACGACCUGCCCGACAUCGUGGCCACCCUCCGGCGCCUGUCGGCCGAGGAGAUGGUUCUCCCCUCGGGUGCCCGGCUCCCCCGGUACACCUCCAUUCUCACCUCCGGCGGCAUCGGUUCCACUCAUGACGAUAUCACAUAUGACGGCGUGGCGGCUGCCUUCAACGUGCCGCUCGAGUAUCAUGAGCCCACAUGCCGCAAGCUCUCGGACUAUUACGACAUCGAGUACAACCUCUCGGAUAUGACCUUCCGCAUGGGCCUCUUCCCCCAGGGGUCCGAGAUCAUCUCCAUCCCCGGCCUCUGGGUGCCGGUGGUCAAGAUGGGCAAGGUCCAUGUGCUGCCUGGGAUCCCCUUCCUCUUUGAGAAGAUGGCCAGCUCGCUGGUGACCCGCGAUCUGCUCGGUCCCAAGAGCGAGAUUGCUCGUGUCACGCUGUAUACCUAUCUUCGCGAGCUUGACCUGAGCAGCCCCCUGCUGGACGCCCAGAUGAAGUUCAAGCCCUACGGCGUGAAGAUCGGCUCCUACCCGUAUGUGGGCCUUCCGCCACCGGCCACGCCCACCAGUCCGGCUCCCUUCCGCACGCGUGUCUCCAUCGAGGGCCGCGUGCCGGCCGCCGUGGCCGAGUGCGCCGCCUACCUCGAGGGGAAGAUCGAGACCUUCCGCGAGCUUUCGGCCGACAGCAUUGCCCCCGAGUCGACCGAGGCCGAAUGCUCCGUUCACUCGGCCACCUCCGGCCUGGCUGGGAUAGUGUAG
Messenger RNA from Fonticula alba, 798 nucleotides. RefSeq lists its product as hypothetical. The transcript is spliced from 5 exons. NCBI's taxonomy places the organism in Eukaryota, Rotosphaerida, Fonticulaceae. The record is from RefSeq and is a predicted model, not a curated record. The coding region runs from base 1 to 798 and encodes 265 amino acids.